GAUGAAUAGUGAUAACAAAACACCAUCCUAAAUUAUUUUUGUAAAGGUUUUGUAAAUUGUCGAUGAUCAUUUAAUGGUACUAGAGAAAGACAUGCUCUUCUGGUAGCUCCAGGUCUCAACACUCACAUCAAUUUUGGAGGAUGAAUACAACUGAAGGAAGCCUGGGUGGCUGCGGGUUGGGGGAGUCAGUCAUGUGACUUGCCUCUGGGGGGCCCCCAAGGCAGUGGGCCCCCAGACAACUGUCUCCCCUUGCCCUAUUAUAGUUACGCCCCUGGAAGGGAAGCAGCCCCACUUCGACUCAAUGCCAGCUCAGAGUUAAGGUGUCCUUUGGAUGAUUGGCUCCUUUCCUGUAUGGGGAAGUCUGUGUCAGGAGCUCGAAUAAUCCCUUUUCCUUAGUGAAAUGCGUACAUGACUUGGGGGAGUUCUACUUCAAACACAGAACAAAGUUUUUGCUUUCCAAUACUCGGUGGGUUCAUCCAUUCGAGCAGUUCCUGCUGCAAGGACCAGUCUGUGGAAAAAACAAUUUUAGCCUUCCUGGAGGCUGCCUUUGAAGCACAGAAUUGGAGAUGGAAAUGCAAGACUCGGGUGGCCCAGAGACCAUCAAGGCUGGGAGCAGUGAGGAAUUCUGGGAAAGGACUCUGCAGGAAAUCCUGCACGAGGACAUGCUCCCUUCAGAGGUACAGCGCCAGCGCUUCAGGCAGUUCCAUUACCAGGAGGUUGAGGGGCCCCGACUGGUGUGCAGCCAACUCCACCACCUUUGCCGUCAGUGGCUCAAACCAGAGCAGCACACAAAACACCAGAUCAUGGACCUUGUGAUCCUAGAGCAGUUUCUGACCAUCCUGCCCCUGGAGAUGGAGAGCUGGGUGAGAGGAUGUGGAGCAGAGACCAGUUCGCAGGCAGUGGCCCUGGCAGAAGGUUUCCUCCUAAGCCAGGCAGAGGCCAAGAAGCAGGAAGAGCAGCAGGUGCAGGGUCGACUCGCAAAAGCAUCUACUGCUGAUUCUGAGGCAGAGAAGGCUCUAUCAGAUGCCAGACGGAAGCUGCUUCAUGGGGGGACCUCCCAGGAGGAUCAUACAGAUGCCACCUCACUGGUUUAUGGAGAACCACUGGAGGUGAUGACAAGGUUGUGGCUCUCGUGUAUUGAUGGAGAAAGAGAUUCUACACAAGCAGAUCAGGGUGCCGUGUCCUUUGAGGAGGUGGCUGUGCAUUUCACGGAGGAGAAGUGGGCCCUUCUGGAUGCAGACCAAAGAGCCCUUCACAGAGAAGUCAUGGAGGAGAAUAGGCAGAAUGUGGCCUCUCUGGCAGGUGAUGGUUGGACAAGCAAGUCUGAAGGAGAAGCAUGCGGAACAAAAGUAGAAAGAGCGAGAUGUAAAAGGGAAGGACAACAGAGAAAAACAACAAAAGGAAACCAGGAAAGGAAGAAUGAAUCUAGUCCUUUUCAUGCUGGUGACUGCCAAGAAACACCAAUCCCAGAAGAAAUAGAGAAGGUAAAGCAGAGGAAGCCCCUCCCAAGUGAGAAAAGCAUUGGUUAUAAAUCGUGGCUUAAACGUCAUUGGAGAAUGAAGAGAGGGGAGAAGCCUUUUAAGGGCUUGGAAUAUAGAAAGAACUUCAGUCAGAACUCAAAACUUAUUAGACAUCAAAUGAUUCACACUGGGAAGAAACCAUUUAGAUGCUUGGAGUGUGGAAAGAACUUCAACCAGAGUAUAAAUCUUAAGAAACAUCAAAGAAUCCACACAGGAGAGAAACCGUUUAGAUGCUUGGAGUGUGGAAAGAGCUUCAAACAGAACUCACAGCUUAUUAAACAUCAAAGAAUCCACACAGGAGAGAAACCAUUUAGAUGCUUGGAGUGGAUAGAGCUUCAAACAGAACUCACAGCUUAUUAAACAUGAAAUAAUCCACACUGGAGACAAACCAUUUAGAUGCUUGGAGUGUGGAAAAAGCUUCAGUUGGAGAUCAAAUCUCAGAAAACAUCAAAAAAUUGCUUAUUAAACAUCACAGCUUAUUAAACAUCAAAGAAAUCACAUUGUAGAUAAACCAUUUAAAUGCUUGGAGUGUGGAACAAGCUUCAGUAAGGACUCCGCUCUAAGGAGACAUCAAAGAAUUCACACAGGAGAGAAACCAUUUAGAUGCUGGGAAUGUGGAAAGAGCUUCAAUCAGAGCUCACAUCUUAAAGAACACAAAAAAAUUCACACAGGAGAGAAACCGUUUAGAUGCUUGGAGUGUGGAAAGAGCUUCAAUCGGAGCUCAACUCUUAGCACACACCAAAGGAUUCAGACAGGAGAGAAACCAUUUAGAUGCUCAGAGUGUGGAAAGAGCUUCAGUCAGAGCUCACAUCUUAGAAGAUCUCAAAGAAUCCACACAGGAUAGAAACUGUUUAGAUGCUUGGAGUGUGGAAAGAGCUUCAACAAGAGUAUAAAUCUUAAGAAACAUCAAAGAAUUCGUACAGAAGAGAAACCAUUGAGAUGCUUGGAGUGUGGAAAGAGCUUCGGUCAGAGCUCAUAUCUGAAGAGACACCAAAUAAUUCACAGGGUUGAAAAACCAUUUAAAUGUCUUGAAUAAAAAGAAUAAAGGAAAAACCAUUUAGAUGUCAAAA
Molecule: messenger RNA, 2590 nt
Organism: Hemicordylus capensis (graceful crag lizard)
Lineage: Eukaryota; Metazoa; Chordata; Lepidosauria; Squamata; Cordylidae
Product: zinc finger protein 397-like
Exons: 6
Coding region: 567-1880 (437 amino acids)
Biological process (GO): regulation of transcription by RNA polymerase II
Molecular function (GO): DNA-binding transcription factor activity, RNA polymerase II-specific; RNA polymerase II cis-regulatory region sequence-specific DNA binding
Source: RefSeq, a predicted model, not a curated record